This is a messenger RNA of Myxocyprinus asiaticus (Chinese sucker), 13979 nucleotides long. Its product is annotated as striated muscle-specific serine/threonine-protein kinase-like. The record is from RefSeq and is a predicted model, not a curated record. The transcript has 43 exons. Gene Ontology annotation, biological process: protein phosphorylation. NCBI's taxonomy places the organism in Eukaryota, Metazoa, Chordata, Actinopteri, Cypriniformes, Catostomidae. Gene Ontology annotation, molecular function: protein kinase activity; protein binding; ATP binding.
UUGAGGGCAAGAGGAUGAAGUCUGGACACCGUUGGGACGGAACUGCUUCAGAGAUGUAGAUUUCCCUACAAUUGAAUAAUCACCUAAGAACCCAGCGGUCAUCUUUUCCUGAGACCCUGAAGGACUGUGGAAUUUGAAUUUGAGGGGGUGAAAAGCUGAGGCCAGAUCUUCCAAAAGGCAACACUGGUAGCUGCUAAUGCAAUAUGAUCCUCUUGGACUCACUCUAAAAAUACCAUUCAGCUAGAGUACAUGCACAGGCUCUAUUCGCCUAAUUGGCCAAAGAUUGAGUAUUUUGUUUUCUGCUUCUCUAAUGGGAUGUCUCAAAGAUGUGAGAAACAUAUUCUGAAACGUUUAUGGUGCAUAAAACCUAGGUGGAAAUUAGCACACAUUUUGAUGACUCUAAUGUGCCUUCGAGGUUUUGUAUUAAUGCAGGUAGGCAAUUUUCUCUAGAGAUUUUCUAAAGCUAGCCACUUUUCUUAGAAGUCACUAUUGUAAUAAAAAGGUGGUCAUAGCUAAACCUGGAAUGUAGUCUUGCAUUUUAGGACAUCUGCUGGAAUGAUUGGAAUAUGUUUACCACAUCAAAACACCAAAUCACGAAAAGUUAUUUUUAUUUUUUGUGGACAAUUAACUGUUCAUUAAAGAGAACAAGUUGAAGUUUUAAUCACUUCAAGUGCAGCAGUCUUUAAAGAAGUUAAAUCAUGAGGAAGGCCGAAGUCCAGAUGACCCUCAAGAAGAGUGCUGAUGAAGAAGCAGGAGUAAUGGCACCUCCAAGCCCCAGGAUACCUUCAAAACGAGCAAAAGUUAGUUCUGAACAGGUCGUACCAGACCCUGCUAGUUCUGUCUUCCCAAUCCCAACACCUCCUGUAUUCAUUCGGAAGAUGAGGAACGCAGCUGUAGGUACCGGCUGUGACAUCCGUCUGAAAGUGGCCGUGGCUGGAGACCCACAGCCUUCACUGUACUGGUAUCACAAUGAUGACCUGCUCACCAUGGAAAACCAGGAAUAUGGAGGCCUGUGGAUCAGGGACUGUAAGCCCAACGAUGCCGGCCUCUAUACUUGCAUCGCCACCAACCAUCUUGGAGAGGCCAGAAGCAGUGCUGUUCUAGCUGUUUUGGAUUUGGGCGAAGAAAACUGGACACUCUAACCGAACAUUUGGGCGGUUUACUCAUGCGAAGUUUUCCGCUCCUGUCGGAAACAAAGUUAUGACUCUGAGACUACAGAAGACGAAGCUGCUGAGCCACAAAUACCCCUGGAAGGUAAAGAAGGAGCCCGAGGUUUUCAGGAUGAGGCCCAACGAGUGCCUGCAGUUGAGAGAAUGAUGGAUGUUGCCCCAGAUGCAAAUGAGCACUGGGCCGCCAGUGAAACCACAGUAUUGGAGAAAGAAGCACUAGCCCUGGGAUCGAGAGCUCCAGGGCAGCAGACAGCCAGGAGCCCAUCUGAAGAUGUUUUGAGGAAAUCCCCCCCUCAAGUCCUACCACCCCCUUCCCCCAAAAUAGGCCGUUCUACUGCCUCUCCUUCGCUCGGCCGCUCUGGUUCGGCCCCUGCAACGCCCCUAGCCCCACGCAAGAAAGUUGUCGUGCCAACUGAAUAUCAAGACACAGUACCAGGAGAGUUUGAGGAGAAGAUUAAGCAACCCAAAUCCUCAGGCAUGUCUCAGAGUAGUGCUCAAGACUCUCGACCCCAGACCCCAGUCAGUGAAUAUUCCCGUAAGGAACUUACACCUCGACCCUCACCAAAACUGACAAGAACUAGCUCCAAGAUCUUUGAGAAGGUGCGAGUCUUUGAAGAGCGCAGAAGAAGUAUCGAUAACCCAGAGGGAUCCAUAUCUGGACGUUCUUGGGCUGGAUUUAAUAGAGCCUCGUCUAUUGACUCUGAUGAGGGAGGGAGCCGUUUGGGAAUAUCGAGGGAGAGCUCCAAAGAGGACCUCCGUGAGGCUCUGAAAGCAGACGCAGCCCAGAGAAGGUCUGUGUUCAGACAGCGGGCUGCUUCCCUGGAGGACAGACCCCGCUACUCCCAGAAGGUACAGGACAUUGAAAACAAGUUCACAGAGGAGCUCCAGAGAAUCAAAAAGCUUGUGGGUAAACCACAUAUGAAGAAGUCCUUCUCAACAGAGCAGCUCUCAACUUAUUACAGGAGUAGGCAGCCUGAAAGGAAGCUAGAGCCCAUCCCACCUCAGGUUCUUCAAAAACUGCAAGAUCGAGAGCGUGCUCAGCUAGAGCAAGAAAGGAGAGAGAAGGAGCAAGCCAAAGAACGAUCGCUGCCAAAAUCACCAUCUCGCAAGCGAAAAGACCAGCUGAUGCAAAAACCAUUGGAAAAAGUUGAAAGUGAUCGCUCUGUCCCAACCACCAAGAUGGUUAACAUGUCCCCUCCAGAAGCCAUGUCACUCUCUGAUUUACCUGGACAGAGAUCUCCAAGGCUUGUUUGUGGCCCAAGCCCAAGCCGAGAGAGUCCUCGAAGGUCUCCAACUGUAGAUUUUACUGCCAUGGCUGAAGAGCGCUCUCGAGGAAGAGCUGAAUCUCCAUCCAGAAAUGUCUUUGAGAUGACACUACGCAAGGUGGAGCCAAGGCCUGCAAGUCCACUGGUAAAGAGGGUUGUUCGUGUUCAGGAAGUUCCACAAGCAGAAGAUGAGUUCAUACAUAGGAAGACGCCAAUAGAAGUCACAUUGAGAAAACUGGAAAGACGGCCUGAAAGUCCUCUGGUGCAGGGAGAAACUGUAGCUAUUCAAGAAAGCCUUGUCCAAGCUCCCCCAAAACUUCCGAGAUUGUCUUGGUCUUCCAUGUCUGAGGAGAAGAGGGAGCUGGAUGUGAAUCCUCUGCCACCAGCACUUAAGCUUACCAUACCAAAAAUAAUUGUUGAAGAGGAGCCAAUGGCGAUGGACACACCCACAGUUAAGAGUGAUAAGACUGUGAAAAUUGGCACUGGUAAAGAGGAAAAAUCCCAGAGAAGCAGAGGAAGGGGACGACGACAACGACCCAUGUCCCCGGAAUUUGAAUCGUCAGAUGACUCAUAUGUGUCUGCAGGAGAGGAUCCGCUAGAGGCCCCUGUGUUUGAGUUUCCACUGCAGGACACUGUGGCCUCCACUGGAACAGAGGUGCUUUUAAAAUGCAUCAUCAGUGGCACCCCUCUCCCGGAAGUUUCAUGGAAGAGAGACAACACUGAGAUCAAGAACAGCCCAACUCAUGUGGUCAGAGUAGAGGGAGAGCGGCACUCUUUGCUCAUCAAAUGGACAAAGCCAAGUGAUGCAGGGACAUACACAGUUAAUGCUACCAAUGAAGUGGGCAAAGCCUCUAGCAGCGCCACCCUAUUCAUCAAAUCAGAGCCCAAUCAGGACCAGCGCGGGAAUCUCGGUGUGCCCAUGGACGUCAGCAGUCCAAUCACAUCUGACGAGGAGUACCUCAGUCCUCUUGAGGAGGGAAUGGAUUUUUCGUCUUACAGGGGCCCUGAGCCGAGGAAGAUCGUGGACACACGAUUCAAGGAGCCUCCAGCCUUUCAGGCUGUUCUUGGAGACCAAACAGUUAUAGAGGGUCAAGAGGUGACCAUGUCUGUUCGAGCGAGUGGACAGCCUAAACCCAUGCUUUAUUGGCUGAGAGACAGAGUGACCAUUAAAACAGGUGCACGACAUAUCGUCCAAGAGACGGAAGAGGGCAACUUUGAGAUGAUAAUUAUAUCGGCACAGAAGUCAGACACUGGUGUUUACACAUGCAAGAUCAUCAACGAGUAUGGAACGAAACAGUGUGAGGGCAAACUGGAGGUGAAAGCUCGUCCAGUAGAACCAGGCCUCGCCAUCAUUCGGCCGGUGAGGGACAUUAUGGUGAAGGCUGGUGAGACAGCCCUUUUUGAGUGUCAUGUGAUCGGCCCACAGGACACUGAUGUUGAUUGGCUGUCAGAUGGGAAACUCAUCCAACCAGCUCUUUUGAAUUGUAAAAUGCACUUUGAUGGGAAAAGAUGCAGGCUGCUGCUUAACUCUGUACAUGAGGAUGAUAGUGGAACUUACACCUGCAAACUGAGCACAGCUAAAGAGGAACUGACCUCCAGUGCCAAACUAAAGGUAAUAGCAUCCAAAGAGCCCCUCUUCACUCGUAAGCUGGAUGUUCUGGAAGUGAUAGAGGGUCGCAACGCUCGAUUUGACUGCAAGGUCAGUGGGACACCGCCUCCUCAGGUCAUCUGGAGCCACUUUGAUCAUCCGCUGGAGGAGAGCGAAGACAUUCGGAUCUUGAAAGAAGGUGGGCGGCACUCGAUAAUUAUUUCUCAUGUUAGUAAUGAAGAUGAGGGUCUCUACACAGUAGUUGCGCGGAACGCAUAUGGACAGGACGAGUGUGCUGCAGAGCUGUAUGUGCAGGAGCCCAGGCCAGCAAUAUCCUCUCAAAUGGCAAAGCUGGAAAAGAUGCCCUCCAUUCCCGAGGAACCAGAAGUGCCUGAGAACGAGAUGGAACGCUUCACCAUGCCUGAUUUUGUCAAGCCGCUCUAUGAUCUCGAUGUGGUAGAGGGCAGAGAGGCUGUGCUCAGGUGCAAAGUGGCUGGCCUGCCGUACCCGACCAUCAUCUGGUUUCACAAUGGCAAGAGGAUUGAGAGCACAGAAGACAGGAAAAUGACACAAUUCAGAGACAUUCACAGUCUGGUAGUCCGCUCUGUGUGUCACGCCCAUGGUGGAGUCUACAAGUGUGUUAUAUCCAACAAGGUUGGCAAGGCCACCUGCUAUGCCCAUCUGUAUGUGACAGACAUACUUCCUGACCCACCCGAUGGGGCCCCAGUCAUUGAGUCCAUCACAGGCAAGACUAUCACGCUAAGAUGGAAGAAACCUAAAAGACUGGACCCGUCCAUUGAUCCUAGCACCCUGAUGUAUGCUGUUCAGCAGCAGGCCCUGGGGUCAAUCCAGUGGACUAUUAUCGCUUCUUGCCUGAAUCAGACCACCUAUACCAUCAGCAGUUUGUCUAAAGGUGUUCGCUACACCUUUAGGGUGCUAUCAAUCACCAGCAAGGCCUUUAGCAAGCCGUCGGCCGCCACCAAUCCAGUGCAGCUGCUUGAUAGAGGCCCAUACCUCCAGGAGGCUCCUGUAAUCACUGACAAGCCAGACAUCGUGUAUAUGGUGGAGAAGCUGCCCUUAAGCAUCACGGUCACUCUUAACCACGUAAAUGCAUCGGUCAUCUGGAAGAGAGGGGGAGUGACAUUGUCUAACAGACCGGGCCUGUUUGAGGUGAGCAUGCCCGAUGAUGACCAACACACACUGAGGCUGUGCAAAGUGAAGAACAGUGAUGUUGGUCAGCUCACAUGCACCGCCAGCAACCAGUUUGGCAGUGACUCCUGCAUCCUAACCCUGGAAAUGGCAGUGCCGCCAGCUUUUGAGACUAUCAUGGAAGACCUGGAUGUGAACGUGGGCGAGACUCCUCGCUUUGCAGUGGUGGUUGAAGGAAAACCCAUCCCAGACAUCCUUUGGUACAAGGGUGACAUCCUGCUGUCAGAAAGCAGCCAUUUCACAUUUGUGUAUGACGACAAUGAAUGUUCUCUAGUGGUGCUGAACACUCAGCCUGAUGACUCGGGAGUGUACACCUGUACUGCUAAGAAUCUGGCUGGCUCCGUGUCCUGCAAGGCCGAGCUUACUGUUCACACCACCAAAAAGGAGAUAGACAACUCCAUGGAGGAUGAGGCAUCCAUUUUGAGAAAAAUGCGGAGGCUCACUGAUUACUAUGACGUGCACAAGGAAAUUGGGAGAGGGGCAUUCUCAUAUGUGAAACGAGUGACACAGAAGGUGGGAAAGAAGGAAUUUGCAGCCAAGUUCAUCUCGGCUAGAGCUAAACGGAAGGCCUCUGCUCUGAGAGAGAUGAACAUCCUGUCUCAGUUGGACCAUGAGAGAAUCCUCUACUUCCACGAUGCCUUUGAGAAGAAGAAUGCUGUCGUCAUUAUUACAGAGCUAUGCCACGAGGAGCUUCUGGAAAGGCUAACAAAGAAAUCAACAGUAAUGGAGUCAGAGAUCCGGUACAGUGUAAGACAGCUGAUUGAGGGUAUUAGUUAUCUUCAUCAACAUGACAUACUUCAUCUAGACAUUAAGCCUGAUAAUAUCCUCAUGGCAGACCCCAGCAGUGAUCAGAUCCGCAUAUGUGAUUUUGGAAAUGCUGUAAAGUUCACGCCUGAUGAGGCACAGUACUGCAAAUAUGGCACUCCGGAAUUUGUCGCCCCAGAGAUUGUUAACCAGACACCCAUCUCCAAGGCAACGGACAUCUGGCCUAUUGGAGUACUGACCUACUUAUGUCUUACUGGAGUUUCUCCUUUCGUGGGAGAAAACGACCGCAGUUCUGUCCUCAACAUUAGGAAUUACAAUGUGGCAUUUGAAGAAAGCAUGUUUACCGACUUCUGUAAUGAAGCCAAGGGAUUUGUCAUCAAACUGCUGGUGGCUGAUAGAUUGAGGCCUGAUGCUAAUGAGUGUCUUCGUCACCCCUGGUUCAAGACCCUGAACAAGGGUAAGAGCAUCAGCACAGAUUCCCUCAAAAAGUUUUUGUCCAGAAGGAAAUGGCAGCGAUCUCUCAUCAGCUAUAAAUCUAAAAUGGUGAUGAGGUCUAUACCCGAGUUACUGGAUGACUCCUCCAGCCAUAUUUCCAUUGCUGUUCCACGACAUCUGAAACAAGGCUCACCACCACCUUCAUCAUCAUCAGAUUCUGAUGAAGACAUAGAUGAGCUGCCUUUUAUCCCAAUGCCCCUCAACAUGGAAUUCUCAGGAUCUAGAAUGUCACUGACUGAAAUUGUAGGGGAUGAUGAGAUGAUGGUUAGACCUAAUGGAAACGCUGAGAGGUCUGCAUCAAGCCAUCAUAAGUCAGAGCCCAUGGAAGUGGAGAUGCCAGAGAGAGAGGGUGGAGAUGCAGCAGCUAGGGGUCAAGCCAGGAAGAGGUCAACACAAGAUGAAGAAAAAGGCUCAUCUGAUGAAGAGCCAGCAGAACUUGUCAAAAAAGCAGAACAGGCAAAGAGGCCAAUGUGCAGAGGCUCAAGUAUGGAGUCAGAUGAGCCAGAGGGAGCACGUCGCAGAGGAGAGCUACGUAGAGGGAGCUCGGCCGACAGUGCCCUACAACUCCUUUUAAAACCAGAGGAGGCCACAGAGGAGAGCUCUGCUGAUGGACAAAAAAUUCUAAAAAAGUCUGUAUCUAUGGAGCUUCCACGGAGGAGCCCAAGUCCAGGAGCUGCGAAGCUGAGCCAGGAAGACUAUGCUUUGAAAUUGGAAUUAAUGAGGCAGAGACUCCUCAGGGGUGGCUCUGUAGACAACAAGAUGAGUGGAUUACGAGGUCCCCUUUUGGAGACCUUAGGUAUGGGGGAUGAGAAGCAUUACGUGCGGGCAUCUCGUCUAGGUAACCCCCCACUUGUUAGAGCGGCAUCCAGUGAGUCACCUAGAGAUGACAUCCCAAAGACCAAAAUACUGCAGAAGAGUGCCUCCUUCAGCCAGGGAGAUCCAGAGCCCAUGCCACUGCACCGACGAAUGGGUGCACCUCUAGAGAUCCCACUGGCGCAAAUAGAAGAGAGACGGCUACAGGAGGCUGUAUCUGUGUCUGCUCUCACUGAGCCAGUUAAGCUGGAUUCAUGCCCCAUCACCCCCAAACCCCAUUCAUCAGAACCAGAGAGGCAUGAGAAAGAAAACAAUGAAGAAAAAGAGCCAACAAUCUACAAGGACAGAAAAUCAGAGGAAGUAGUUGUUGAGUCAGUGAGUAAUGCAAGUGAAGACAGAAGUUUUGUUCAGAAAUCAUGGAAGACUGAUGCACUGGAAAAGGGCCAGAGCAAGUUAGAAGAAACCAAUAAAGAGCCUGAAGAAGAGGCUGGAAUUAAGCCGGAGACUGCCUCAAUUCUAAAAGCUGUGAUAGAAGAAGUUGAGGAAGAUGAAAAGAGAGAAGAUAAAGAGCCAGAGAAAGAAAUUGAGCAUUCUACUCCCGAGAUGGGGGUUAAAGAAGUUGAGGAUGAUAAGGCAUCAGCAAAGUCUACAGAGAUCACCAUUUCCACCAGCUCAGUCAUGGUGACCCCAGCAGCUGCUCCAGCUCCCACUCCCCAGAGUGUCAUCUCAACCUAUGUGGCUUCCUCUGUCCCUGCACGCACAGUGCUCCCAGAUGGUAGAACUUCUGCAUACGCCAGUAUCAUGCAGACCAUUAUGGAACCAUCUGUUCAGGCAUCCAGUGAGCCUACUGUGCCUACGUUUAAACCAACUUCCACCCUACCAUCAGUUCCAGUCUACACACCAAUUUCCAGAAACACCUCAGAACCAACCCUCAUAUCAGAUGCUUUAUCCAAGCCAGACAUUCACCAAACCACUGAACAUCCUGCAGUCUUUUCUAGGGUUGCAUCAUCAGAGCACCCUUCCAAAGAGUCGAGUCCACCGAAGACUCCAACCCGAGCCUCCCCUAAGCGAGAUUCAUUUCCUGUUAGCAACAUCCAGGAUCUUGCAUCUGAAGAGGUCUUCGAAGCUCGGUUCAAGAAGCGUGAGUCCUCUCUAACCCGUAGUCUCAAACGUUUCACGUGGCAAAAGACAGAAGAAAAGCCCACUACUGUUGCUGAAACAGCAGAAGAAAUGUAUCGCCCUGGGCCAAUUGGUGCUCCUUUAGAGUUUGUACCAAGGAGGUUCGAAGAGAAGUCCAAAUCAGUUCAAGAUCUACGUGAGGCAGAAAAGGACCCUGGGUUCAUGAGGAGACUUUCCAUGCGCUUGAAAAAGACCCCAUCGGUGGAGAGGAGAGAGGAGAAGCUCAAAGAGGAGGAGGCUUCAGCACCCAGGCGUCGUUUGUCAUGGGCAUUGGGACGUAGAGGAUCCCAAGAUAAGAAGGAGAUAGAGAUGAUUAGGUUGGAUGGAGGCCCUGAAACUCCCCUGGAGCCAGAGUCCAAAGCGCCCUCUGAGUCACCUAUCCUUGCCAUGCGCAAGAAGAUUGGCAGUACCAUGGCAAGCAUUUCCACAAGGAUUAGAAGCCAAUCUGAAGAGAGGAAGGAGGACAAUGAAGGCAAGACAGAGAUCAAGAGGACACCAAUAUUCUCCAUACUGCGCCGUUCCAGCUCAGAGGGGGGCAGUCUGAAGAGGAUGGGCGUCCCACCGCACCAACUAGCUACCCAGUCUGGGAAAGGGGCCUCGUCAGAAUCUUUAGAUUCUAUGUCAAGCAUCCAGUCUGAAUCAGCAGUGAAAAGUGCAGACAUUGUACGCAGAUCACGGUGGGACCGCUGGGGAUUGACAAGAGGAAAAAGAGACAAAACAGUUUCCCAACCAGACAUCCCAGCUUCCAUUGCCAGGGAAAAUGGCUCACUCCGCUCUUGCCAGUAUACUCGGCUAGCAUCUGACUUCCCUCCUGUGUUCCAUAUUAAACUGAGGGACCAUGUUCUCUUGGAGGGAGAUCCCGUGACUCUUAGCUGCCUCCCUGCUGGCAGCCCUCACCCUCACAUCUCAUGGAUGAAAGAUAAGAAACCACUUGAGAUUGACCCUAGGAUGAACAUGAUAUCCUGCCCUGAUGGGAGACAGCUGCUGAUGAUUAUGAAGACCACCCAAAAAGAUGCAGGCCUUUAUGAAUGUGUGGCUUCAAACCCACUGGCCUCUGUCACCAGCUCAUGUGUUGUGUCCCUUGCUCGUCUGCCGAAUAGGCCUGGGACCCCUGAAAUACCUCAGAAGUAUAAAAACACUGCCCUGGUGGUGUGGAGACCCUCAGACACCACAGCACCAUGCACCUACUCUCUGGAGAGGAGGACAGAGGGUGAGACUAACUGGCUGAUUGUAGCCACUGGUGUGGCUGACUGUUACUACAAUGUAACAGACCUUCCAGCUGGUGCCAUGACCAGAUUCAGAGUGGCCUGUGUCAACAAGGCUGGCCAGGGACCUUACAGCAGUUUGUCUGAAAAAGUGAUCCUGGACUCUACAGCACCUCAAAAGUCCAGUGGAACAGUUGUUGUCAAAACACUUUCUUCAGCUCCUGGACCUGCAGUGGUAAAAUCUACCAUGACUGUGCCUGCAAUGAAGCCUGCUGGUAUAAAACCAUCAGUUCCACCAACAACUUCUGCCCCCUCUACAGCCCAGCCGUUAAAGCCUAUCUCUCCACCUACUGCUCUUGUUUCAGCUUCUACACCGUCCCCUGCUCCCCUUGCCCCUGCCCAUCGUACCACACCUGACAUUCAAACUCCAGCCCCUGGUGCUCCUACCCCAGCUAAAUCCAAGACCACCCUCAGCAUUACAAUGGCAAAGCCCUCUCCAGCCUCCCCUGCAGCUCAGCCCCCUCCCGCCAAACCCUCGCCCCCUGUCGUACUGCCCAAACCUCAGAGCCCUGUCACUAUUGUCACAUCCCCAGCCCAAACUCCCCCUGUGUCUCCACCUCCUCUGGUGUCUCCUCCUCCUGCUAUCAGCAAGCCUAUCUCUUCGGUGCCUAUGUAUGUCCCAGCUACCACAAAAGCACAAGUGACACCAGCCACCCCAAAUAUGUCCUCUCCUGCCCUGUCACCACCGGUGGUGUUGGUUACAAGCCUGAGUCCUGUAGGGGAGGGUACAGGUACACCCAGUCGUAUGACCCCAAGUGGAAGAUCUACUCCGUCUGGAUUCAUCACGGGGCGCAUGACUCCUUCGGGAAAACCUGGAGACUCAACCCUAAGGCAGGGAGUGCCCCAGAAACCAUACACAUUCAUGGAUGAGAAAGCUAGAGGUCGUUUUGGUGUGAUCAGAGAGUGUCGAGAAAAUGCCACCGGUAACCAGUACAUGGCCAAGAUUGUUCCAUAUGAGCCUGAGAGCAAGCAGGCCGUGUUACAGGAGUAUGACAUCCUGAAGUCCCUCCACCACGAGAAGAUCAUGGCUCUUCAUGAGGCCUAUGUCACCCCACGCUACCUGGUGCUUAUCUCUGAGUGCUGCUCAGGAAAAGAGCUGCUCUAUAGCUUGAUUGACAGAUUCAGGUACUCUGAGGAUGACGUGGUGGCAUAUAUCGUACAGAUACUUCAGGGUCUGGACUAUCUGCACAGCCACAGAAUCCUGCAUCUGGAUAUCAAACCAGACAAUAUUAUUGUUACCUACAUGAAUGUGGUGAAGAUUAUUGAUUUUGGCAGUGCACAGACCUUCAAUCCACUCUUCCUCAAGCAGUUCAGCCCACCCAUUGGAACUCUGGACUAUAUGUCUCCUGAGAUGUUGAAAGGGGACGUGGUGGGUCCACCAGCUGACAUCUGGAGCAUUGGUGUACUAACUUACAUCAUGCUCAGCGGGAAGCUGCCGUUUACAGAGAAUGACCCUGCUGAGACAGAGGCCAGAAUCCAGGCCGCCAAGUUUGACCUCAGUAAGCUCUACCAAAAUGUGUCCCAAAGUGCCUCUCUGUUCCUCAAGAAGAUCCUGUGCAGCUACCCUUGGGCCCGACCGACCAUUAAAGACUGCUUUAACAAUUCGUGGCUGCAGGAUGCUUACCUAAUGAGAUUGCGGAGACAGACUCUCACCUUCACCACCACACGCCUCAAGGAGUUCCUGGAGCAACAGCAGCAGAUAAGGGCCGAGGUGGCAACAAAGCACAAAGUCCUUCUACGUUCCUACCAGAGUACCCCUCAGACCCCAUCCACCCCCUCAACACCCAGCACCCCUACAACACCCAUCUCUCAGUGAGCUCCACCACUGGGCAUUCUCCAGAGAGACAAGAAAAGGGCUCCAGGGGUCUUUGGGACAAUGACACAGAGAGACACAGCAUCAAGACAUCCCAGCAACCUUUACACUGCCGGUUAAUGUGCAGUAUGUAUAAGAAGAUCUUCAACAGGAUCUCCUGCUCUGGUCCACAGAGUUGAGACAGUUUUGAGACAAGAAACACAAACAGAAACAUUUCUUGUCCAAGCUGACAAAAACAUAACGGGCAUCGAUGCAUUUACCUUUGUCAGCUGUGGCCAGCAUGCACAGUGCAGCUGAGUUUAUUGUCCAGGAACUUGUCCAUAUUUUAAGCUCUUUCCCUCUACUGUAGGACACAUUUUCCCAUGACUUUCUGACAAACCUACUUUAGCUAUUAUCAGUGUUGCGUCUCUAGCAAGGGGUCGGGAACUUUGGACCCAUCCUGGUCGAGCAGAGUGACUGUGUUUCUUACACAAAACCCAUUAUAGUCCAUCACUUGACGCAAAAAAAUGUCAUGUCAGUGUGUAUUUUUUGUGGUGUCUUCCACCUGUAAACCAGGGCCUUGAGAUUUGUGGAAAAUGGUGUAUAUCUUUUUUUCAACUAGUUUAUAUGGCAUAAUUAAGACUUUUAUUACUAGUAGUUGUUAUACUGAACGUGAUUAUCAGUAUAAAUGAAAAUUAUUGAUAGCUCACUGACUGAAUAAUGUUGAGCACUCUAGUUUUUACUGUAGUGCCAUCAACUAAGAUUUUUCGUCUUUUACUAAAGUGUAUUGACCUAAACUAAAGUGGAUUGAAUUUAUUGUAAUAUUAAAAAAGGCUUUUGUGGACCUCACAGUUUUUAGAGAGCGACAUUUGUGCGAGAAUUCCCAGUGCAUUAAAGCACAUUGAGAAAUUAUGUGAAUUCAACUUUUUAUAUGUUGCUUUGAACACCAGGAAUGUAUUAUUUAUGGCAGAUGUCAGUGCAUCGGUAUAGCAUACAGUAGCAUACAGCAUGCAUCAGGAAAAAUUCCUCUUCAUAGCAUAACUGCAGCACCAUUGUUUUGGGAGAAAACUCAGUCCAUGUGUAUUUGAGAGGAUGUUAUGGUGGCCAAAGUUGUCUUUAGCAUCAGAAAGCUGGUUAAAGACGUAUUUGACUAGUGAUCUUGUAAAGAGGCUUUUAACUUGAUUGGAUGGAAUGGAGCUGUCUCAGUGAAGUGCCAAUUUUCACUCUUGUCAACCUGAUUUUAAUUUUAUUAGAGACAAUGUUAUAACAUAUAUAGUUUGUAUUAUUUCAAUUUAUUUUUUAACAAUGUGCAUCCUGUUUGGUGAACAUAGAGUUACAGAACCAGUGCUUGUUUUAUUUUUUGUUUGUUUUUUAAUUUAAUGUUAAUGAAUCAAAUGGAUGAAUUAGGGAUUCUUAUUAACACACUAAAAAAGGGUCUUCUAUUUGUAACCUCAUCAGGGGCGUAGCAAUCAUUUCAAAAGUGAGGGGGACAGAACGAUUAGCGCAAGACGAACAUAAACAUAUAAGAUAUAUUUUUAAGGCUCUCAAUCGAUUAAACAUUUUUAUUGAAUUAAUUACGAGUGACCAGUGAAUUUUAACUUUUGCAUUUAUACAUUUAUACAUUUGCUGUAUGAAAGACAAAGCGUAACCACAUUUGCCCAGUGAAAAAUUGCAGGGAAUGAACUUUGGUUUUGUUGAAAGUGAGGGGAACAUGUCCCCCGCAUCCCCUGCGUAUUCUACACCCAUGAACCUCAUAAUGCCCUAUUUAAAAAUGACAGAAAACCUACAAAAUGGCAAGCCAAGUGGGGGGAAAUAUAAAAAGUAAUGUCCUUAUUGUUUUAUUAUCAUCCAAUUACAUUUAGUGGCACAUAAAAGUAAUGUUGUCACCGCAACACCUUUGACCUUCUUAUCACAUAUAGUAAAAUAUUGGCUUGGAUUAUGAAUUUUAGUUCGCUCUGUGUUUAUUGCAGUACUUGCUAUGAUGGUUCAGUGCAAACUUUCUUCUGUUUUUUAUUACUUUGCAUAAAUGCUAUCCUAGGCUUUUUUUCUAGCAUAAUUUGUUUAUAACUUGGGAUAUUCAAAUAAGAGUUGAUAAAGCUUUAAAUACAGUUUCAAAUAAUACAGUAUGAUGCAAGAUUUAAAACUGAGUGAAAAGACAUAGAAUCACAGUAAUGAGAAAAGAAUUGUUGGACAGCUGUAUGUUGUUGUGAAUAAGGUUUUAUAUUAUUUCAUGUGUGUGCGUGUGUGUGUGUUUACUACUCUCUUUAGUCAUGCCGAACAACCCUUUAAUGUGAAACUAAAUCAAGCUUUUCUGGAAUGAAUUAUGUUGCACUAAAACAGUGACAAAAAUGUGGAGAUAAUAUGAAUGUUUUACAGUAGAAUGAAGUGUGUAUAUGUUGAUAUUAAAACAUGACCUUUCAUGAAUAAAAUCAGCUGUCA